Corticium candelabrum is the source of this 1121-nucleotide messenger RNA. RefSeq names its product TNF receptor-associated factor 6-like. Bases 23 to 976 code for a protein of 317 amino acids. The record is from RefSeq and is a predicted model, not a curated record. Gene Ontology annotation, biological process: protein K63-linked ubiquitination; tumor necrosis factor-mediated signaling pathway; regulation of apoptotic process. Gene Ontology annotation, molecular function: protein binding; zinc ion binding. NCBI's taxonomy places the organism in Eukaryota, Metazoa, Porifera, Homoscleromorpha, Homosclerophorida, Plakinidae. The transcript has 5 exons.
AUGUAAUUGCUGUUUACUCAACAUGGCGUCUGCAGCUGGUGCGCCUGGUGGCUAUGAAGUGGAGUUUGUAAAGCCGUUGAAAAAAGAUCUCGAGUGUCCCAUCUGCUUGCUUGCUCUCAGAGAGCCUCUACAGACUCCGUGCGGUCAUCUCAUGUGCAAAAGCUGCGUGGACAAAAUCACAAAAGAUGAAGAGUUUAAAUGUCCACUGGAUAACAAGGUGGAGAAGAGAAGUGAGGCUUUUUUGGAUAAAAUCCACGAGCGUAAAGUUCUUGGUCUUAAAGUGAAGUGCAACAACCAUGGAGAUGGAUGUGCAUGGAUGGGAGAGCUGCGUGAUCUGCAGAAACACGCAGAUGAUGGAUGUGAUUUUGCUCAAGUUUAUUGUGAAUUUCUGUCUGUUGGAUGUUCUCACAAGAUGAAGAAGAGAGAUGUCGGAGAUCAUAAAGACAAGUGCAGCAAAGAGCAUCUAGAUUUGCUCCUAAAGAAUGUUGAUGAUCUGAAAGCCCAGAUUCAACGACGACCUUCUGAAUCUUGCAAGUUCAUAUGGAGAAUAGAAAACUGGAGCGAAACCCUUGAAAAUGCCAAAAUGAAAAAAACAACAAUUUUGUAUAGCAGUGCUUUCUACACGGGUUAUCCGGGAUACAAAUUAUGCAUGUGUAUCCAACCGGAUUAUGAAGGAGAAGGUCAUGUGGGUGUGUAUCUAAUCAUUAUGAAAGGUGACUUUGAUCAUCAAUUGCAGUGGCCGUUCCCUUAUUCCUAUAGACUAACUGUCAUUGACCAGCAGCCUGAUGGAAACAAUGUGAGCGUGCUGUUUGAUCCAGCAGAGGCAGGAGCAGAUGCACAGGAAUGCUAUGAGAGAAAAACUUAUCAAUCAAUGAUAGGAUGGGGGCGUGGUAAAUUUAUUAGUCACUUGGAUUUGACAAAAGAGGCUUACAUCAGAGAUGACUCUCUGCUUUUAAGAGCAGAAAUUCUGAUCUGAAAUGAGACAUCGAUCAAUAUUCAUUGAUAUUUUAUCAUUAGCUCGAUCACUACAAUUGUGUAGUUUAAUUGUUAUUACCAGUUGUGCAUUGUUUAAGUGCUAAACGUGCUUUUUCAUGGAUAUGUCAUUUGACAUGUAAACAGUU